CACACGGUCGCGUGUGUUUGUCUUUGGAUUAAUGAGAAACUGUGUGUGUUUUAUUUUAAGCUGAGGAUUAAAUAAGCAAAGGGACCCGACAGGCCCUCGAUCCCCAGCGCGAGAGAGGACACUUCUCCCCCGGAUCCCUCCUCACUUCUCCGGCCUUGCUGUUGAACCCACAGCAUGGGCGGCUUUUACGAUCAGCAGGUCCCCUUCGUCCUGCCAUCCAACAAAUGCCAUAUGGAGGGGCCAACAUGCAGACCAUUGAGUGACAGGAAAAGAAAGUUUAUGGACACUGAGCUCGCCCAGGACACAGAGGAGCUCUUUCAGGACCUAAUCCAGCUGCAGGAAAUAUGGAUAGCUGAAGCCCAAGAUCCUGAAGACGAACAGUUUGUUCCAGAUUUCCAGUCAGAUAACUUGAUGUUACAUGGUCCACCUCAAGCUAAAGUGAAGAGAGAGGUCAGUCCGGGCAGAGAGUUUUCUCCCUGUGGACAAGAUCAGAGACUCUCACCUUAUGGAGAAAAGUGCCUUUACAACUACAGUGCCUACGACAGAAAGCCAUUUGGGUUCACCAAGCCACUGACUCCACCAUCAACCCCUUCCUCACCUUGCAACUCUACUCACAGUCAAGGAACACACCCCCUGCAGAAAAGAGUCACACCUCCAGUCCAUACUCAUAGCCAGGGCCAGCCACCCCUAGCUGGUCAUACCCACCAUACAAUACAGAACCCAGUUCACAGCCAAAGACCACAUUUUGCGGUCCCACGGCCACCCGUCAGUCACCCAGACGCCUCUUACAGUGCAGAUCACAGAUUCCACAGGCAGCUCUCAGAACCAUGUCUGCCCUUCCCACAGCACAACGCCCGAUCUGGGACUCCAUACCCACCACAGACAGCCAACCAGUUCCCACGAGACAAUCGGCCACACUACCAUCGUCAAAUGUCCGAACCCGUGAUCCCGCUUCCUCCGCGGGGGUUCAAGCAAGAAAUGGUGGAUCCCCGAUACAACGAGCAGAGUGCACCGAGCAUGGCGCCACCUCGUGUCCCAUCCUUCCACCAGAUGCACAUCAAACAGGAACCCAGAGACUACGGCAUCGAUUCUGAGAUACAGAACUGCCAGUCAUCCUUUGGGAAGUCAUCGAACUUCUACCAGGCUAACAGUGAAGGGCUCAUGUACGACGGAGAGCCUCAUCUCUACUACGAUGAUGCAUGCGUGGUGCCCGAAAGGCUGGACGGGAAGUGCAAACAGGAAGGAAUGGGGUUCAGAGAGGGUCCUCCAUACCAGAGGAGGGGCUCCCUGCAGCUUUGGCAGUUCCUGGUCACGCUCCUGGACGACCCAUCAAACAGCCACUUCAUCACCUGGACCGGGCGCGGUCUUGAAUUCAAACUCAUCGAGCCAGAAGAGGUGGCCAGACGAUGGGGCAUCCAGAAGAACAGACCCGCUAUGAACUACGACAAGCUAAGCAGGUCCCUUCGCUACUAUUACGAAAAGGGCAUCAUGCAGAAGGUAAAGGUUGCAGGUGAGCGAUAUGUCUACAAGUUCGUAUGCGACCCAGAGGCUCUCUUCUCCAUGGCGUUCCCCGAUAACCAGAGGCCGAGCCUGAAAGCCGACCCAGACAGCAUGCAGGUCCUCGAGGACGACACGGUCCCUCUUUCCCACUACGACGAAGCCUCCGGGGCCUCUUGCACAGACGGCAGAGAUCAGUCCGUGUCUGGACUGUCCUACCCUGACAGCUAUGCAUACUGAACUGCUUUUAUCUCAGUUCGGACUCACGGAUCAGCUCCAUUUCCAAGCAGGACCAAAAAUGCCCACAAUCCAACACGCAUGCCGUUUCACAAAAAAACCAUCUAACAGUGAACUAUCAGAGUGUGUAACACCUGCUCAUUUGUGUUCUUCAUCCUUCACUAAAUCAUUAAAGCCGAUGUCACAAACUCUUCUCUCCUGUAACAGACAUGUUAUUUUGUCUCGCAAGCUUUUUUUAAUCAACGGAAACUAAAUAGGGGGUCAGAAUUUUACAACCAGCUUUGGGUUUUAUAUGUAUUAAUAAUCUAAUGAAUAUUUUCAAACAGAUUUUGUGCAGUUUCUUUGUAUAGAACCGGCUGUCUAUUUUUCAUCUGUGCUUCGGUGAGGUUUCUAAAGUUCUUUAGCAUUUCUUGAUAGCAAAUGCAUAAUUUCAUAAUGCAAAGUUUAUUACUCGUUUGAUUAAAAGACGUGCACGUGUACAUGCUUUAUCACCGGACUGAAAGAUUGCAAGGUUUUCUGCUUUUGUAGAAAUAUUGAAAGAGUAAAAUCUAUGUAUAUUAUAUAGGUCUAUUUUUGCAAAAUCUGCGUUUGUUUUCCUUGUUGUAUAAGCUGUAUAGCAGAUAUUCGUCAACCUAACAUCAAUCCGUUUUUCAUGAUGGACACGUGGGCAAGUCUAGACAAGCAAUCAAAUGCUUUCUAUUUUAGUACACCUAACAUCCUAAUGACUUAACACUGGUUCCAUUGCCUGAAUGAAAAAUAAAUAUGUGCGCUUGAGUUUGAUGUGCAAAACAGUUCAUACAGCAAAAUCAGACCAUUUUAAAAGUAGCCCUAUGGGUGUUUUCAUCUUAUAAAUCUAUGCUCACUGCUAACUGCUCACUUAAGGUUUGCCUGCAUUGUACCAAUGUGGGAUAACCAAAUGAUGUCUAGCAGUUCAGUGGAUCAUUUCUUCUGUAAUUCGGGCUUCAUAUCCUUUUGUGUGCCCCUAUUUCCAUUGUUAUGCUUUAUAAUCUGUACUGGGUACAAUAAACUCCUUUUGGCUUCACUUA
Molecule: messenger RNA, 2780 nt
Organism: Trichomycterus rosablanca
Lineage: Eukaryota; Metazoa; Chordata; Actinopteri; Siluriformes; Trichomycteridae
Gene: etv5b
Product: ETS variant transcription factor 5b
Exons: 12
Coding region: 175-1737 (520 amino acids)
Biological process (GO): cell differentiation; regulation of transcription by RNA polymerase II
Cellular component (GO): nucleus
Molecular function (GO): DNA-binding transcription factor activity, RNA polymerase II-specific; sequence-specific DNA binding
Source: RefSeq, a predicted model, not a curated record